AUGAGUACCGGAGAGAUGAUGUCGUGGUGGGUGAGCGCCAGUGCGUUAUACGUGAUGCUGGCUGUCAUCUUGUUCUCACUUCUCAACUACUUCAAGGGGGAUUGCUUGUGCAGAUGGCUCUCCGCGCUCCAGCAGUUCAGCUCGACGAAGCCAGCCGUGAAGUUGGAGGAGGUCAAGAAGCAGUUGUUUGUCGGCCUCGGGAGAGAGAGGUCGCACGAUCCUCUGCUCCGCGAGAGAGGCGCCAUCAGGAUACUGGAGAUCGGCGUCGGAACAGGCGUUGGUUCUAACUUCACCUACUACCCUCCCGACUCGCGCCUGGUGGUGGUGGACCCCAACCCGAACUUCGCCAGGUAUUACCACGCCCACAAGGAGAGUUCAGCCACAUUCGCUGCGAAAGGUGAGCGCAUGGACAUGGUACCUGACAACAGCGUGGACGCGGUGGUGAUGACGCUAGUUCUGUGCACCAUCGACGACCCGGGUAGAAUCCUGCAACAGAUUAUCCGUGUCCUGUGCCGGUGGCUGGGACCUUUGGGCGGGAAAUUCUACUUCUUCGAGCACAUCCGGGAAUUCGACGGCGAGAGACACCGCCUGCGACAGAAACUCCAGGACCUCCUGACGACGACCGGUAUAGCCCCCUACUUCCUCGAGGGCUGCUGCCUCAACAAGGACAUGCUGCCUGCCAUAGGAGCCGCGGGGUUCUCCAAAGUGAGCGCGGAGAGGUUUUACGCCCCCAUCGACAACUUCGUCUACCAGCUGGUCAAGCCCUGCCUUCGGGGAGUCGCGGAAAAGUAG
Molecule: messenger RNA, 792 nt
Organism: Penaeus vannamei (Pacific white shrimp)
Lineage: Eukaryota; Metazoa; Arthropoda; Malacostraca; Decapoda; Penaeidae
Source: RefSeq, a predicted model, not a curated record